Molecule: messenger RNA, 473 nt
Organism: Brassica napus (rape)
Lineage: Eukaryota; Viridiplantae; Streptophyta; Magnoliopsida; Brassicales; Brassicaceae
Exons: 2
Coding region: 62-307 (81 amino acids)
Source: RefSeq, a predicted model, not a curated record
CCAUUCUUUUGUUUUAAAUAUUGAAAAGAAGAACAAGAAUAAAAAGUUUGUAGAAGAACGGAUGGCGAAAACAUGGGUAGCUGUGGUGUUAUCCGUGAUGCUACUCGUUUCCAUAAACUCGGUGACAAUUUUGGCUGAGGAGGAACAGCCUACGAUUGGGUCGAGGAUAGACUCAGCCGUGACAGGCGUCACCAAUGCAUUCAAUGAACACGGUGGCCCAGACGCCGUAGAAACCGUAUCUUCCACCGCAAAGUCCGUUUACGGAUGGUUUGGUGAUAAAGCCAAGGAAAUGGGAAUUCAUUUCUAAAAGGAGGAAUAAGGAAAGGUCGACUUAUGGAUGUGGUAUAUAUGAAAACAAAAAUAGCUUGACCUAUCUGUAAUUGAUUUUAUCUAUUUAAUCUUCAUAUUCUUCAAUGCAUGAGCAUGAAUAUGUAAAUGUAACCCAAUAUCUUUAAACAAAAUGUUAUCACGUC